Molecule: messenger RNA, 2272 nt
Organism: Chironomus riparius
Lineage: Eukaryota; Metazoa; Arthropoda; Insecta; Diptera; Chironomidae
Source: the annotation of a GenBank genome assembly
AUUUCAAAACACUCCUCAAUUACAGAUAAUAAAGCUUAAUGAUAAUAAGAUUUAUUAUAUUCAUCCAAGUGCUUUCUCCUGGCUUACAAAUCUCAGAAAGCUUAUUUUAUUCAACAAUAUUUGCUACACUGGAAGUGCCUUCAAUCUUGAAGAUGCUUUAGCUCUAUUCAGGAUUAGUUUAUGUUCCAACGAUUUACUUCAUUCUUGUGGUGCCUUCUCUCAAGCACUGGCUAUGGCUGGUGGAAAUACAUUUGCAAAUCAUUUUGGAAUGUUCAAUACAGAUCCACAAAAGCAACUAGAUGACAUGAUGACAAAACUCCAAAAUGAUAGCAAAAUGUUUUUUGACAGUUUUAAAAACUCAAAUUCAAUUACAAUUGUGAACGAAACCAACAACACAGGAUCAAUAGGAGACCAUAAAGUGUUAGAAGCUAUUCGACAGUUGAAUCUUACUUUUCAUAAUAAGUGUAAAAGCAUCAAUAAGAAGCUGGAAGCAGAAGUUCACGAAUCGAAAAGCAACAUCAGUCAACAACAGAUCGAAAACAUCUUAAAGUCAUUUAAUGAUUCAAACAAUGAGUUAUUACUGAAAUUUCACAUCAUCUACAUGUCACUGCUUGCAUGCAUCAUCCUUCUACUCAUCACAAUUGUAGUCAUCAUGUGCUGCAAAAAAUCCUCAAAUUUAUCAAAAACUGAUGUGAAAAUCGAUGACGAAUACAAAAUUCCUUAUAAUUAUGAAAGUCAACAAAAAGCACCAGAAAAUCAUUAUCAAAUGACUAAUAUCGUUGGUCAGGAAGUCAGAAAUAGAGAAAAUCAGCAAUACAGUUGUCAAGAUCAGCAAGAAUAUGAAGAAAUUCCAGAAAAUGCGUACAAUAAGAGUCAAAUUUCUAACAAAAGAACUGGAAAUAAUAAUGAUGAUGAUUUUUAUGAGGAACAACCAAGCUUUAGAGAUGCUUAUUCACAUGCUAAAGGAAAAAAGGAUUAUGCUUGCACCAGUUACAUUGAUCAACUUUACGUUUUAACUUCAAAAGCAUUCAAAGAAAAUCAGCAAAAUGGAGAAACUAAAACUAAUUGCUUAGAGCAAAGCUGCGACUUGAAAGCAAUUACAACUCAAAUAGAAAAGGUUUCAACAACAUUAAUUACUUUGGAAGAUCGUUUAUCUUGCGGGAGAGGUGCAUCCAUCAAGAGUUGCUUUGAUGAUUCCAUAAAGACAUCAGAAGAAGUUCUCACAAAAGCUCUAGAUAGUAUAAAAUCUAAUGUUGUUGAUGUCAUUAAACAAGAAAUCAGUAACAUCAAGGGAACCUGUAAGGAAUGUGAGACACAAGCUACAAACAAUCAAGAUAAGCUGUCUAAAGGGCAAUCAACAAACUCUCAAAAAUCAAAGGAAUCAAGUUUGAACAACACAUUUGAAGCUUAUGACAAAUACAUUACAAUUUUAUGCUUAGUCAUCUUAAUAUUGAUGAAUGCGAUAGCUUUAUGUUGUAAUUGCUGCAAAGUCAAUCUUCUUGAGACUUCAAAGGACCUUAACAAAAGUCAAUCAGAUCAUCAAAAUAUGCAAAACAACACAAAAUUGAGAAUUGAGGAACAAAAUGAAGCAUCAAAUUACUCACAAAGACAGGAAAAUCACUAUGAAGUUGAAGGAAACUAUAAUGAAGUCAACAUGAUUGCUGAUGCUGCGGAUGUUGCUGAAGACUUAUACUCAGAAGUUAAAAUUGAGUUGCAGAAUAAUGAUGAAUAUGAAGGAGAUGAGCAGUUGUAUUCUACAGUCAUGAACUUACGAUUGAAUCUUGUUAAAGGUCUCACAGAAAAACUCAAUGCUGCUCAUACAGCACAGUCAGAGGAAUUGGAAGGAUUUCUGCAUAAGCUUAUGAACUUAAAGAAUCAAGAGAAUGCAAUUGUGAUGCGUAAGGAUGUGAUUUAUAUAAUUGGGGCAUGCAUCAUAGCUUUAUUCACGAUCAAUGUUUCAUUAUUAUGCUGCAUCAUCUUUUACAUUAAAUCAUCAAAAACUACGCCUCAAAAUAAUCCAACCUUUAAAAUUAUAAAUGACAAUUAUGAAGAACUUUACAGCAUGCCAAAACAAUCACAAUCAGAUGAAGCCAUGAAUGAGGAUCUUUAUAAAAUACCUGACAAUUACGAGGAGGUUUUAAAUGCAAAUGUUAAUGAUCAGCAUGAGGAAGGUUUAUAUUCGGAAGUUGUUGCUCCUUUGGAAAAUUUCCUGCAAAAGACAGAAGAAGACGAUAAUAAUUCUCAACUUUAUGCUGUGGUUUUGAACAAUUAA